This is a messenger RNA of Aspergillus ibericus CBS 121593, 369 nucleotides long. RefSeq lists its product as uncharacterized. Bases 1 to 369 code for a protein of 122 amino acids. The transcript has a single exon. Lineage: Eukaryota; Fungi; Ascomycota; Eurotiomycetes; Eurotiales; Aspergillaceae. The record is from RefSeq and is a predicted model, not a curated record.
AUGGCCGUCAUCCAAGUCAUGGCCAUGAGACAGAACCCUCGAGAUUCAGCCCACUGGGCCGAACGCCAGAUCUUGCUGGUCGAAUGCAAGCGCCCAUCCAGCGACACUCCCGCGGGCUGGGAGAACACCAUUCAUGGGCAGUUCCUGGACGAUCUCUCGCAGACCUUGAACGCUUCGGAGAGAAUAUAUGGAGCAGUUGCGAUAGGCUCAAAAGUGAGAUUCUACCGUUUUGAUGGCACCGCACCGGCCAAUCAGCAACUCGUUCAGCUUCACCAGGGCACCAUUGACAUGUGCGCCCCAAAUGGCAUCGGUCAGGUUGAGAGUAUGAUGAACUACAUCAAGGCCAAUGGGUGGCAGUGGGCCAUUUGA